Molecule: messenger RNA, 2463 nt
Organism: Suricata suricatta (meerkat)
Lineage: Eukaryota; Metazoa; Chordata; Mammalia; Carnivora; Herpestidae
Gene: NDOR1
Product: NADPH dependent diflavin oxidoreductase 1
Exons: 13
Coding region: 88-1941 (617 amino acids)
Cellular component (GO): cytosol
Molecular function (GO): NADPH-hemoprotein reductase activity; flavin adenine dinucleotide binding; FMN binding
Source: RefSeq, a predicted model, not a curated record
AAGUCCAAGCCAGUACGGGCCGUCCAGGCUUGCGGCAUCUGCUAGCCGGUCGGGUCCUUCGGUCCCGGGGUCUUCGGGCGCGUCCGAAUGCCGAGGCCGGGGCUUUUGGUGCUCUUCGGCAGCCAGACCGGCACGGCUCAGGAUGUGUCGGAGAGGCUGGGCCGCGAGGCUCGGCGCCGGCGGCUUGACUGCCGGGUGCAGGCCUUGGACUCCUACUCAGUGGUGAAUCUGAUUAAUGAGCCCCUGGUGAUAUUUGUUUGUGCAACUACAGGCCAAGGAGACCCCCCUGACAACAUGAAGAACUUCUGGAGGUUCAUAUUCCGAAAGCACCUGUCACCGACCUCCCUCUGUCAGAUGGACUUUGCCGUGCUGGGCCUCGGGGAUUCCUCUUAUGCCAAGUUCAAUUUUGUGGCCAAGAAGCUGCACCGACGGCUGCUGCAGCUUGGGGGCAGUGCCCUGCUGCCCGCGUGCCUGGGCGAUGACCAGCAUGAGCUGGGGCCCGACGCUGCCAUCGACCCCUGGCUGCAGGAUCUGUGGGAGAAGGUGCUGGGGCUGUACCCGGUGCCCCCUGACCUGGGCGUGAUUCCCCCCGGAGUCCCUCUGCCCUCCAGGUUCACCCUCCACUUCCUUCUGGGGACCCCCAGGAUGCGCUCCGAGGAGCAGCAUGUGGCCCACGCAGACCCCCCAGGCCCCCCUUCAGAGCAGCAGCCCUUCCUGGCACCCAUGGUCAUCAACCAGAGGGUCACCGGCCCGUCUCACUUCCAGGACGUCCGGCUGAUCGAGUUUGACAUCACAGGCUCUGGGCUCAGCUUUGCACCUGGCGAUGUGGUGCUGAUCCAGCCCGAGAACCAGGCCAGCCACGUCCAGCAGUUCUGCCGGGUGCUGGGCCUGGACCCCAGCCGGUACUUCACGCUGCUGCCCCGGGAGCCAGGUGUCCCCUGCCCUGCGCAGCUGCCCCAGCCCUGCUCCGUGAGGCACCUCGUGUCCCACUACCUGGACAUCGCCAGCGUGCCCCGCCGCUCCUUCUUCGAGCUCCUGGCCUGUCUAUCUCCCCAUGAGCUGGAGCGGGAGAAGCUGCUGCAGUUCAGUGCCCCCCAAGGUCAGGAGGAGCUGUAUUCAUACUGCAACCGGCCUCGCAGGACCAUCCUGGAGGUCUUGUGUGACUUCCCGCACACGGCUGGAGCCAUUCCCGUGGACUACCUGCUGGACCUCGUACCCCCGAUCCGCCCGCGGGCCUUCUCCAUCGCCUCCUCUCUGCUGGCUCACCCCUCAAAGCUGCAGAUCCUCAUCGCUGUGGUGCAGUACCAGACGCGCCUCAAGGAGCCCCGCCGGGGCCUCUGCUCCUCCUGGCUGGCGUCUCUGGAUCCUGGGCGAGGUCCUGUCCAGGUGCCUCUGUGGGUGCGGCCUGGGAGCCUGACCUUCCCGGAGACACCAGACGUACCUGUGAUCAUGGUGGGCCCUGGCACUGGCGUGGCCCCUUUCCGAGCAGCUGUCCAGGAGCGAGUGGCCCAGGGUCGGACCGGAAACUUCUUGUUCUUCGGCUGCCGCUGGCGAGACCAGGACUUCUACUGGGAAUCGGAGUGGGUAGAGCUGGAGAGGAAAGGCUGCCUGAGGCUCUUCACUGCCUUCUCCCGGGAACAGGUGUGUGUGCGGGUGGGGAGGGGCCAGGACACGGUCACACCGUCCCCACGCCCUGCCCCACCCCCUCCCGUAGGAGCGGAAGGUGUAUGUGCAGCACAGGCUCCGGGAGCUCGGGCCGUUGGUGUGGGAGCUGCUGGACCACCAGGGAGCCUACUUCUACCUGGCGGGCAAUGCCAAGCGCAUGCCCGCAGAUGUGUCCGAAGCCCUAACGUCCAUCUUCCAGGAGGAGGGUGGGCUCUCGGGCCCUGGGGCAGCAGACUACCUCGCCAGGCUCCAGCGGGCGCUGCGCUUCCAGAGUGAGACGUGGGCCUAAGAAGCCAGCCUGCCAGUCUCAGCAGCUCUAAACACUGCCCUCCGGGAGGCCGCUGUCCCCUUCCACCCUGUCCCCUGCACGGCCUCACUCCAGUCGGCCUGGGGUCCUGUACUCAGCCCUUACGUCGCUGCCAGCUCACCACCCCACCCUGCCCCCAUCCAGGGUGGCAGGCGACUGCUGGCCUCUCCCCACUGGCGCCAGCCUGGGUCGGGGUCAGGAUGGCCCCUGGGCUGCUCCACCCUGCAUAAGGGCGGGGCCCAGGAAGGAACGGGCAGCCUGAUGGGCACGGGGCCCAUGGAAGCCUGGGGGACAGCAGGUUCCCAGUCCCCCUCUGCCACUUCUCCGCGCCCUCCCAUAGAGUAGGGGGUGCUGUCAGGGCCUCGCGGGGCCGGGGCGGGGCUGGCAGGCGGUGAGCACCAGAGGAGACCCCCAGCUAGUAACUCUCCUCACCCUGUUCCCGGAAGGCCUCCGGAAUAAACUGUGGGCCCUGGGAGGCUGCUUCUGACCUC